Molecule: messenger RNA, 1201 nt
Organism: Mizuhopecten yessoensis (Yesso scallop)
Lineage: Eukaryota; Metazoa; Mollusca; Bivalvia; Pectinida; Pectinidae
Product: ribonuclease P protein subunit p20-like
Exons: 2
Coding region: 42-503 (153 amino acids)
Biological process (GO): tRNA 5'-leader removal
Cellular component (GO): nucleus; nucleolar ribonuclease P complex; ribonuclease MRP complex
Molecular function (GO): nucleic acid binding
Source: RefSeq, a predicted model, not a curated record
CCGGAUUAGAGUGGUAUGUACUUCCGGUUGCUUAAACGACCAUGCAGUCCGUGGAAGACAGGGGGAAAACUCAUCCAAGGUCAAAGUCAGCUGAACUGAAGGACCUUAUUGACCAAGAAGAGUUCACCCUCCGAAAACGUCUGCCACGAAAAUUACCAAAACGCAAGAAUGAUGUGUAUGUUAGUCGGAAGACAGACUUCAAAAGUCAGCUUGAAAGAUGUAAAAAGAUACUGGACUUGGAAAAUGAAGUUUUUAUUCACGGUUUAGGUGCAGCAAUAACCAGAGCUUCAAAUCUGGCAUUAACACUUGAGUUAACAGGCCGAGGCAGUCUGUCGACUGCUGUUCAUACCUCCACUGUAGAACUUGUGGACGAUCUGGAACCAGAUAAGGAGGACAAUGAGCCAGACACAUUUUCACGAAACAAUUCUGCAAUUCAUAUAAAAGUCUACAAAGUCCAAAGUGCUUUAUUAGUGACAUCAGGUGAAGAUUCUUCUCACCGAUGAUUGUGAUGUGUGUGAUAAUCAUCAUUCUCUGCAAUGGACAAGAAGUUUUGUCAAAACAUUAGUAAGACAUGAGACAUCAUUUUGACAGCCCACUUGUCACUGAUAGUGAUGGUGACUUGGAAACCAUUAUUUUUAGUUUUUCUUCAUAAACUAAUUAAUCUUUCACUAAUAAUAAUAUCAUCUGUGGUUUUUAUGUUUUGCUGCAUACCCAAUGUAUUAGUUAUAUACUGGUGUUUAUCACCAGACUGUAUUGAUUAUUACAAUGCAUAAUGAUCAAACUAAAAUUGGACCUCUCAAAGUAGUUUUGUAAUCUGUGCUUUGAGAGACAUAGGUUAUGAAGCAGUUUUCAGAGGUCUGAUUUUAAUUAAAUUGAUACUGUGGAUCAUUUCUCAAUUAAAAUAUUUACUGUAACUGUUCAAAGGGAAAAAUAUGACUAUUACAUUGAGCAGACAUUUUGUUGUUGGAACAGUAACAGAUAUGACAUCAUCAGCAAGCUUAAAGUUGUUAUUUUUUAUGGAUUAUUUUGACAAUAGGUUUUCAAUAUAGUUUUUGGCUAUUAUGCCAUGAUAGACAUUUUUUUAAUUAUAUUAUAUUAAAAAAAAUGACUGCAUUGUUUGGAAUGGUCCUAUUUGUAAUCUAACAUCUGAUUAUCUGAUCGGUCGAAGUUGAUUGCCAAUAAAAUUAUAGCACAAUGUCAA